AUGUCAGAUGAGACGAGGGUAAGGAGAGAUGAGAUAAUUAGGAAACAUUUAGGCCAAUUGGAUAAGGAGAAUCUUGACUUAAUUUCGGAGUUUGCAACUGAUUUAUUGAAGAAAUGCGGUUCUUGUAACUCAUUUGAAUCGUUUUAUAAACAAGUUCAAUGUAAUGGAGGUGAAGAGUUUAGCAAGGAGUUUGUUAAAGAGUUGUAUGAUUUCUUGCGUACUGAAGGGUUGAACGGGGAGUCAACAGUUGCCGCUAGUUCAAAAGAGGAGCCAAGAGUCGCCGGUGGUUUGGAGAAAGAGGCUGUCAAAAGACGUCGAGAACUGGUUGAUAAGGAGGAAGAAGAUUCUAAAGAUGCUAUUUAUGAGGGUCGUGUUAUCUCCUUACAGCCUUAUAGCGUGCUCAUACGUUUUGGGAAAAACCUCGGAAAGUGUCACAUUUCAGAGAUCCCUCUGGUCAAUGGAAAUUCAUGCUUUUGUCCUUCAGAAGUUUUGAAGUUGGAUCAAAAAGUUUACUUUAAAAUACUUGAUCAAUGGAUUGAACGCGGGCGAAUGAAAAUGUCAUUAUCUAUGAAAGGGAUAGAUCAGUCUACUGGUAAAAGUGAUUCCACAACUAGGCUGUGGCAACAACAGCAAAGACCACAGCAAGCUACGCAACAACUUUUUGCUUUCAACACCACUACAAACAAAUCGAAUUAUUUUCAAAACUCAAACAGAGUUGAGGAUCGAAACAAACUGGAAGUAGAAACAGGAAUAGAGCUAAACCAAGAAAGACCUCGCUUUUUACAAAACAAAAUGAUGUCUAGUGAUGGGUUCAACAUAAACUCAAUAAUCAGCAUGGACGGGAAAAUGAGUAAACUAGCUGCAAAUGGAUCAGAGUUGGCCAAAAAAUUUCGAGAAGAGAAAGCAACGCAGCAGAAGUUGAAAAAUAAAUGGGAAAAUGCAAUAUUGGAAAAUGAUCCAUUGUAUAAAAAGGAGGAUAAAGCGCUGGACGUGAUUGAGGAGUGGAAGAGUACGAAUAAUAGUAAAAAAUCUGCCAUAUUUAGCGGCAAAUUGAUUGAGCAACAAAGGAAAAGUUUGCCGAUUUAUGGCAUGAGAGAGGAGUUGGUUGAACACAUAAAGAAUAAUCAGUUUCUAGUUAUUGUAGGUGAAACGGGGUCAGGUAAGACUACCCAAAUUGUACAGUACAUAUAUGAGGAAGGAUUGAACAAAGUGAAUGGUGAAUUCAAAAUGAUUGGUUGUACACAACCUAGGCGAGUGGCGGCCACAUCUGUUGCUAAAAGAGUAGCAGAAGAAGUUAAUUGUAAUUUGGGAGAUUUGGUGGGCUAUAGUGUGAGAUUUGAUGAUUGCACUUCUUAUAGAACUAAGAUCAAAUACUUGACAGAUGGUAUGUUGGAAAGAGAAGCAUUGUCUGAUCUUGAAAUGAGCAAGUAUGCUGUAAUUAUGCUUGAUGAAGCACACGAGAGGACAAUUGCAACCGACGUCUUAUUUGCCUUGUUGAAACAAGCAGCAUUGAAAAAUCCCAACUUCAAAGUUUUGGUGACUUCAGCAACAUUAGAUUCGGAAAAGUUCUCAAGAUACUUCAACAAUUGCCCGAUUUUGAAAAUUCCGGGAAGAACUUUUCCCGUGGAAAUUUUAUACACUAGAGAACCGGAAACGGAUUACUUGGCUGCUGCCUUGGAUUCAGUUAUGCAGAUCCAUGUUUCUGAACCUGCUGGGGAUAUUUUAGUUUUUUUGACUGGUCAAGAAGAAAUUGAUACUAGUUGUGAGAUUUUGGCUGACAGAGUAAGAGAUUUAGGAAGUUCAGCUAGUUUAAAGAUGAUUAUACUUCCUGUUUAUGCUGCAUUACCAUCAGAACUUCAAAGCGAGAUUUUUGAGCCUGCACCUCCUGGUUCAAGAAAAGUUAUUCUUGCUACAAAUAUAGCGGAAACAUCGAUUACUAUAGAUGGUAUUUACUACGUUAUUGAUCCCGGGUAUGUAAAACUAAAUGCAUACGAUCCUAGAAAAGGGAUGGACACUUUGAAGAUUUGCCCAAUUAGUCAGGCCCAAGCAAACCAAAGAAGCGGUAGAGCAGGAAGAACCGGACCUGGUAAAUGUUUCCGACUAUAUACUGAAAAGCUGUACACCGAAGAAAUGUUUCCAAACACUGUACCUGAAAUUCAGCGUCAAAACUUAUCCCAUACAAUCUUGAUGUUGAAAGCCAUGGGAAUUGAUGAUCUUUUCAAUUUCGAAUUCAUGGAUCCUCCUUCAACACAAGCUAUGCUUUCGUCAUUAGAGGAUUUGUAUAUGUUAGAAGCGCUAGAUGAAGAUGGAGAGCUUACCCAACUAGGACGUCAAAUGGCAGAUUUCCCCAUGGAGCCAGCUUUGGCCAAAACAUUAAUCAAGUCGGUAGAAUAUGGAUGCACUGAAGAGAUUUUAAGUAUUGUGUCUAUGUUAUCGGUACAAACGAUAUUUUUUCGACCAAAGAGGAGGCGUAGAGAGGCAGAUGAGAAAAAGGCGAGAUUUUACCUGAGUUUAGGUGAUCAUCUAACGUUGUUCAAUGUUUACCAAAGGUGGUGUACCAGUAACUAUAGUAAAACGUGGUGUCAGGAGAACUUUAUUCAAGAACGAAGCAUGAAAAAGGCAAAGGAUGUGAGGGUACAAUUGAGAUUAAUUUUGCAAAAGUAUAAUUAUACAAUGAAUUCAUGUGGGUCGGAUUUGACGCGUGUUUUAAAGACUUUAUGUUGUGGAUAUUUCAAAAACACAGCAAAAAGGUACUCAACUGGGUACGAGACGUUAACUAAUAGAGAAGUGGUUUUUUUGCAUCCUUCAUCUAGUCAAUUUGGCAAAGAUCCAGAAUAUGUAUUAUAUGAUACCUUGUUAUUAACCAAGAGGGAGUAUAUGCACUGUGUGAGUGUUAUUGAGCCGCAAUGGCUUUUUGAAUGUGCACCUAAUUAUUUCAAAAUAGGUGAUCCUUCGCAGCCUAGACGGAGUGAGAAGAUUGUACCAUUAUUCUCGAGGAGCCAGAAUAGAAAGCAGAGAAAGGGCUGGAAAAGACAACCUUUUUCUGUGAAAAGGAGGUAG
This is a messenger RNA of Lodderomyces oxycetoniae, 3060 nucleotides long. It is a transcript of the gene PRP22, whose product is annotated as DEAH-box ATP-dependent RNA helicase. NCBI's taxonomy places the organism in Eukaryota, Fungi, Ascomycota, Pichiomycetes, Serinales, Debaryomycetaceae. The coding region runs from base 1 to 3060 and encodes 1019 amino acids. The transcript has a single exon. Gene Ontology annotation, biological process: spliceosomal complex disassembly. Gene Ontology annotation, molecular function: RNA helicase activity; ATP binding; RNA binding. The record is from RefSeq and is a predicted model, not a curated record. Gene Ontology annotation, cellular component: intracellular anatomical structure; catalytic step 2 spliceosome.